AUGUCGACAACCAAGCCAGAAAUUUUAAAAGUUGUUGAUAGAAGCGUUGUAGACAUUUCCGUUGUUGUAGGAAGCUGGAAAUUAGGUUUUUUAAGUGAUGUAGCCGAUGAUAGUUCUUUAAAUCCUCAUAAGACCUUUAAACAAUUGAGCUUUGAGGGUAGCUUAGGAGGUAUGGAUGAAUUAUUUUACUCAACAACUCCGGCAGAUGUGCACGGAAUUCACGUGUCAACCAUUAUCGUAGUAAAUUACAUUUCUCGCGUUUGCCCGGCCUGGUCGACUUCUUUGAUACCAUUUAGAGUAACUGGGAAAUUUCGAGGAGGAUGA
Molecule: messenger RNA, 324 nt
Organism: Ambispora gerdemannii
Lineage: Eukaryota; Fungi; Glomeromycota; Glomeromycetes; Archaeosporales; Ambisporaceae
Source: the annotation of a GenBank genome assembly